Molecule: messenger RNA, 543 nt
Organism: Necator americanus (New World hookworm)
Lineage: Eukaryota; Metazoa; Nematoda; Chromadorea; Rhabditida; Ancylostomatidae
Exons: 1
Coding region: 1-543 (180 amino acids)
Source: RefSeq, a predicted model, not a curated record
AUGCGAAGAACAGUCGACCAGUGUCCUGCCGACAUUGUCUUAGCACCAUUAGGGUGCCCCUUGACUGACCUCGAGUACGCCGACGAUGUUGUUAUAUUCGCGGAAAGCAGUACGAAACUUCAACAUGUUGUCAACCUUGUAUCGAAGCUGACUGCAGCCUACGGACUACGCUUACGCCCUGAUAAAUGCAAGCAGAUGUGGAUCUCUUCGAGACCUCGAACGGGAAUCAGGGUGGACGGACAACCGAUAGAACUCGUCGAUGAGUUCUGUUACCUGGGCUGUAUGCUGAAGAACAACGGCAGCUACGAGAGAGACGUUCAGCAAAGAUGCGCUAAGGCCACUUCUGCAUUUAACUCCUUAACGAAAUUUCUUUGGUCGACCCCCAUCACCAACGAAGUCAAGCUGCGAGUCUACCUAUCCGCAAUUCGCCCCACCAUGAUGUACGGAUCGGAGGCUUGGGCAGCACCAUCAACGGUUAUGGAGAGGCUUGACUGCACGGAACGAAAGCUGCUUAGACGACUACUUGGCUACUUUUGGCCUUGA